AUGCUGCUCUCGACUCGCUCUCUCCUCUUGUCGCUGCUGGCGGCCCCGUUCGCCCUCGCCGCCCCCUCGUCGCCGUCUCUGCUGGCGACGCGCGCCGCGGCAGUGCCCCCCACGACCGACGCCCCUUUCUCCGUCUCGGCGGCCACGGUGCAAGGCGCCAUCGAGUGCCCCUUUGGCAUCCAGCGCAAGCCCGGAGGCAUCGUCUACCUCAUCCAUGGCACCGGCAGCACGGGCAAGGAAUCCUGGGGCUCCGGCCCCUGGGUCUCCCUCCUGCCCAACCUCGGCCCCGGCUUCGACGUCUGCUACGUCACCCUGCCCGACCGCAGCCAGGGAGACGCCCAGAUCUCUGCCGAGUACGUCGCACGUGGCGUCCAGUUCCUGGCUCCCCAGUCGGCCACGGGCAAGGUGAGCCUCGUCGGCCACAGCCAGGGUAACCUCAACAUCGAAUGGGCGCUCGCCUUCUGGCCCGUCGCCGCCCGCAGCCUCACCGCCGAGUACAUUGCGCUCGCCGCCGACUUCCAGGGCACCCUCGACGGCAUCCUCUACUGCAGCGCCACAAAGAUCCUCGAGGGCGGCUGCCCCGCCGCCGAGUUUCAGCAGUCGACCGGCAGCCACUUUGUCAACACGCUGCGCAAGGCCACGGCCAACAGCGCACUCGUGCCCACGGCAUCCAUCUACACCAUCUACGACGAGGUCGUCACGCCCGAGGUCGGACCGGGCGCCACGUCCGUCAUCAACAAGGCCAGCCUCUACCCGCUGCAGGACCUCGACAUCUGCGGACCGCUCCACCCCGCCGAGCACUUUAGCAUGAUCAUCGACCCCGCCGCCUUUGAGAUCGGCUACAAGUCGCUCGUCGCGGGCAAGCCCAUCGCCCGCUCCGCCAUCGACAAGCGCUCCUGCAUCGACUUUUACUACGGCACCGGCUUCAACAACAACACCUUUGCCAAGGGCGCGGAACUCCUCGAGGCCAUCGUCAAGGACGUCGUCUCGUUCCCCACGGCCGACGUCGUCAAGGCGGAGCCGGCUAUCAAGGCCUACGCCGCGCCCUACGCCGCCUGA
Pseudozyma flocculosa PF-1 is the source of this 1059-nucleotide messenger RNA. RefSeq lists its product as uncharacterized. Bases 1 to 1059 code for a protein of 352 amino acids. Lineage: Eukaryota; Fungi; Basidiomycota; Ustilaginomycetes; Ustilaginales; Ustilaginaceae. The record is from RefSeq and is a predicted model, not a curated record. The transcript has a single exon.